Saimiri boliviensis boliviensis (Bolivian squirrel monkey) is the source of this 4815-nucleotide messenger RNA. RefSeq names its product protein phosphatase 1 regulatory subunit 9A (gene PPP1R9A). Gene Ontology annotation, cellular component: actin cytoskeleton; cytoplasm; dendrite. Gene Ontology annotation, biological process: neuron projection development; actin filament organization; calcium-mediated signaling. The record is from RefSeq and is a predicted model, not a curated record. NCBI's taxonomy places the organism in Eukaryota, Metazoa, Chordata, Mammalia, Primates, Cebidae. Gene Ontology annotation, molecular function: actin filament binding.
AUGAACCCCUAGUUUUGCUUUGAAAAAAAAAAAAAAAACAUUUUGUGUAACUCUUGACUGUGACUAAGUUCCUAAUACACCUGUUGGAACGAUCACUGACACAGUAUACCGUUUGAGAGGUACUUUUUUUGACCCAAUACUGGUGAUUAAAGAAGAGAGGUGUCUUGGUUUUUGUUUUUUUUUUUUUCUUUGAUCAUUAUGAACAUUGGCUUUUCACCCCUGAAGUGAAAAUGUUGAAAACUGAGUCUUCGGGUGAACGAACCACUCUCAGAAGUGCCUCUCCUCACAGGAAUGCAUAUCGAACUGAGUUCCAGGCACUGAAAAGUACCUUUGACAAACCCAAGUCAGAUGGAGAACAAAAAACAAAAGAAGGUGAGGGCUCCCAGCAGAGCAGGGGGAGGAAAUAUGGCUCUAAUGUCAACAGAAUUAAAAACCUAUUUAUGCAGAUGGGUAUGGAACCCAACGAGAAUGCUGCUGUCAUUGCCAAAACAAGGGGGAAAGGUGGACAUUCAUCUCCUCAGAGAAGAAUGAAGCCCAAAGAAUUUCUGGAGAAAACAGAUGGCUCAGUUGUUAAGUUGGAGUCCUCUGUUUCUGAACGAAUUAGUAGAUUUGACACAAUGUACGAUGGCCCUUCGUAUUCCAAGUUCACUGAGACUCGGAAGAUGUUUGAGAGAAGUGUGCAUGAAUCAGGACAGAACAACCGCUAUUCCCCAAAGAAGGAGAAAGCUGGAGGGAGUGAACCUCAGGAUGAAUGGGGAGGUUCCAAGUCCAACAGAGGCAGUACUGAUUCCUUGGACAGCCUUAGCUCCCGGACUGAGGCUGUCUCCCCAACUGUGAGUCAACUGAGUGCAGUAUUUGAGAACACUGAUUCUCCCAGUGCCAUCAUUUCCGAGAAGGCUGAAAACAAUGAAUACUCAGUGACUGGGCAUUAUCCCUUGAAUUUACCAUCUGUUACUGUUACAAAUCUUGACACCUUUGGCCACCUUAAGGAUUCUAAUUCCUGGUCUUCAAACAAGCAAGGUGUUGAUACAGAGGAUGCUCACAAGUGUAAUACAACUCCAGUACCAGACGUGGCUUCUAAAAGUACCUCUCUAGCUUCGAUACCUGCUGAAGAGAUCCAGCAGAGCAAGGAAACUGAGGACGCUACAAGUAACCAACAGACUCCCGACAGCAUUGACAAAGACAGUCCUGAAGAACCUUGUUCUGAAAGUAAGGCAAUGCCAAAGUCUGAAAUCCCUUCACCACAGAGUCAACCAUUAGAAGAUGCUGUAGCUAAUUUGGUUGGAAGUGAUGCAGCAAAGCAGCAGAAGAAAGAACUUGCAGGUGGUGAUUUCGCCUCUCCCGAUGCUUCUGCAUCCAGUUGUGGAAAAGAAGUACCUGAAGAUUCAAAUAAUUUUGAUAGUUCCCAUGUGUACAUGCACAGUGACUAUAAUGUGUACAGGGUGAGAUCCAGGUAUAAUUCAGACUGGGGAGAGACAGGCACUGAGCAGGAUGAGGAGGAAGAUAGUGAUGAGAACAAUUACUAUCAGCCUGAUACGGAAUACUCAGAAAUUGUUGGAUUGCCAGAAGAAGAAGAAAUCCCAGCAAAUAGGAAAAUUAAGUUUAGUAGUGCCCCUAUUAAGGUCUUCAACACAUACUCCAAUGAAGAUUAUGACAGGAGAAAUGAUGAAGUUGACCCUGUGGCUGCUUCAGCUGAGUAUGAACUUGAAAAGCGUGUAGAAAAGCUGGAACUUUUCCCAGUGGAACUAGAGAAAGAUGAGGAUGGUCUUGGUAUAAGUAUUAUUGGAAUGGGUGUUGGAGCAGAUGCUGGACUUGAAAAGUUGGGAAUAUUCGUCAAGACAGUAACAGAAGGUGGUGCUGCUCAACGUGAUGGCAGAAUACAAGUCAAUGACCAGAUUGUAGAAGUGGAUGGAAUCAGCUUGGUGGGUGUAACACAGAAUUUUGCAGCAACGGUUCUCAGAAACACCAAAGGCAAUGUCAGAUUUGUUAUUGGGCGGGAAAAACCAGGACAAGUGAGUGAGGUUGCCCAGUUGAUAAGCCAGACACUGGAACAGGAGAGGCGCCAGAGAGAGCUGCUGGAACAGCACUAUGCUCAGUAUGAUGCCGACGAUGAUGAGACAGGAGAAUAUGCCACAGAUGAAGAAGAAGAUGAGGUAGGACCUGUUCUGCCUGGCAGCGACAUGGCCAUUGAAGUCUUUGAGCUACCUGAGAAUGAGGACAUGUUUUCUCCAUCAGACCUGGACACAAGCAAGCUCAGUCACAAGUUUAAAGAGUUGCAAAUCAAACAUGCAGUUACAGAAGCAGAGAUUCAAAAAUUGAAGACCAAGCUGCAGGCGGCAGAAAAUGAGAAAGUGAGGUGGGAACUAGAAAAAACCCAACUCCAACAGAACAUUGAAGACAAUAAGGAAAGAAUGUUGAAGUUGGAAAGCUACUGGAUUGAGGCCCAAACGUUAUGCCACACAGUGAAUGAACAUCUCAAAGAGACUCAAAGCCAGUAUCAGGCCUUGGAAAAGAAAUACAAUAAGGCAAAGAAAUUGAUUAAGGAUUUUCAACAAAAAGAGCUUGAUUUCAUCAAAAGACAAGAAGCAGAAAGAAAGAAAAUAGAAGAUUUGGAAAAAGCACACCUUGUGGAAGUGCAAGGCCUGCAAGUACGGAUUAGAGAUUUGGAAGCUGAGGUAUUCAGGCUACUGAAGCAAAAUGGGACUCAAGUUAACAAUAAUAACAACAUCUUUGAGAGAAGAACAUCUCUUGGUGAAGUCUCUAAAGGGGAUACCAUGGAGAACUUGGAUAUCAAGCAAACAUCCUGUCAAGAUGGCCUAAGUCAAGACUUGAAUGAAGCAGUCCCAGAGACAGAGCGCCUGGAUUCAAAAGCACUAAAAACUCGAGCCCAUCUCUCCGUGAAGAACAGACGCCAGAGGCCUUCUAGGACAAGACUGUAUGAUAGUGUUAGUUCCACAGAUGGGGAGGACAGUCUAGAGAGAAAGCCUUCAAACAGUUUCUAUAACCAUAUGCAUAUUACCAAAUUACUUCCACCUAAGGGUUUGAGAACCUCUUCUCCAGAAUCAGAUUCUGGUGUUCCACCCCUCACCCCAGUGGCUAGCAAUGUGCCCUUCUCAUCUGACCACAUAGCUGAAUUUCAAGAAGAACCGCUGGACCCAGAAAUGGGGCCUCUCUCCUCUAUGUGGGGAGACACUUCACUCUUUUCUACUUCAAAGUCUGAUCAUGAUAUAGAAGAAUCUCCUUGCCACCACCAAGCCACCAACAAGAAAAUAUUACAAGAAAAAGAUGAUGCCAAAGAUCCCAAAUCACUAAGGGCAUCCAGUUCGUUGGCGGUACAAGGAGGAAAAAUUAAGCGGAAGUUUGUGGACCUGGGGGCACCUUUGCGAAGGAAUUCAAACAAGGGAAAGAAAUGGAAAGAAAAAGAAAAAGAAGCCAGUAGGUUUUCUGCAGGUAACAGGGUCUUCAGAGGCAGACUGGAAAACUGGACACCCAAGCCACGUUCAGCAGCUCAGACCUCCACUCGUUCCCCUUGCAUGCCUUUCUCAUGGUUUAAUGACAGCCGGAAAGGAUCCUAUUCCUUCAGGAACCUGCCUGCACCUGCAAGUUCCCUUCAGCCUUCUCCUGAGACUCUAAUUUCAGAUAAAAAGGGGUCCAAGAAUUUUACCUUCAAUGAUGACUUCAGUCCCAGCAGUACCAGCUCGGCAGACCUCAGCGGCUUAGGAGCAGAACCUAAAACACCAGGGCUCUCUCAGUCCUUAGCACUGUCAUCAGAUGAGAGCCUGGAUAUGAUAGAUGACGAGAUCCUUGAUGAUGGACAGUCUCCCAAACACAGUCAGUGUCAGAAUCGUGCCGUUCAGGAGUGGAGUGUGCAGCAGGUUUCUCACUGGUUAAUGAGCCUAAAUCUGGAGCAGUAUGUAUCUGAAUUCAGUGCUCAGAACAUCACUGGAGAGCAGCUCCUGCAGUUGGAUGGAAAUAAACUUAAGGCUCUUGGAAUGACAGCAUCCCAGGACCGAGCAGUGAUCAAAAAGAAACUCAAGGAAAUGAAGAUGUCUCUAGAGAAGGCUCGAAAGGCCCAAGAGAAAAUGGAAAAACAAAGGGAAAAGCUAAGGAGAAAGGAACAGGAACAAAUGCAAAGGAAGUCCAAAAAGACAGAAAAGAUGACGUCAACUGCAGCUGAGGGUGCUGGUGAGCAGUAACACAUACCCUCUUACAGAUGAUGGAGAUGCUCCAAUAGAAGUCCCCCGAAACUAAAUGAUAGGGGUAAUGCGGCUCUAAGACCCAUGUGUUGAAUAACUGCAUUUUCUGCAGUAGAAUGCAUUCUUAAUUUUAACUACUAAAAUAAUCCUAAGCCACCUUUGGUUUAUUAACAAACCAGAGAUCUCAUUUAAGUAGCUGUGUUUUACUCUUCUCUAACUUACCAACAUCUUAUGUUGUGUUGGGUGUGUUUUGUCACUUGGAGAACUAGUGUGACCCCACCCAACAAGAGCAUGACACACCUUGGUGUUGUUAAUGAAGCGCCGUGAAUUUUGAGUAUGAGAUCCUGAAAUGGCAAUUGCACAUGUCUGCAUGGCAGAGAGCAGCCUGCCAUGAGAUUUGGGACCAGUACUUAUUUCUAGGGCUGCAAAAACUACUCCAAUGUAUGAGAAAAGUUCCUUCUCAAUUCUGAGUCUGGACGGUAAGACUACCCCACUAUGGAAACAUGGGUGCUCUGCUAUGCAGUUACCUACUAAGGGAAAAGGCAAGCAAGCCAUUCUGCUUGCUAGACAUCAAAAAGAAAGAAAAGAAUUAUAGCUAUUUGUCAACCACUGAAAAAAA